Messenger RNA from Archocentrus centrarchus (flier cichlid), 2418 nucleotides. RefSeq names its product SH3 domain containing 21 (gene mnmip1). Gene Ontology annotation, biological process: actin filament organization; cell migration. The record is from RefSeq and is a predicted model, not a curated record. NCBI's taxonomy places the organism in Eukaryota, Metazoa, Chordata, Actinopteri, Cichliformes, Cichlidae. Gene Ontology annotation, molecular function: protein binding. The transcript is spliced from 17 exons. Bases 202 to 1635 code for a protein of 477 amino acids.
UUGAUUUACCAUGACAAGCCUCAGAAAGAGUUGCUCAAUGUUAAUGUUUGACAAGUAGGAAGAAGGUCGUCGGCUGCUGUAUCAAACAGCAUUAGGCACACAGCCACACGCUUUCAGUUCUCCUUCUACUCAAGAGUUUGUUUGCUGCUUUGUGAAGGAAUUACACAUUCAAAUCCAAGGGAGAUCGAAUGAAAGACAACCAUGGAAGUGCUGGUGCUGAUCGACUUUGAGAGCAACUCGGAUGACGAGCUCACUGUGAGAGAGGGGGAUGUGGUCAAAAACGUCACCAAGGCCAGUGAGGAAGGAUGGCUGCAGGGAGAGCUGAGAGGGAAAAAAGGCAUCUUCCCUGCCAACUUUGUUAAGGAGGUCCCAGUCUAUUUGAGAGGUGACAGCAAGAGGGAACCACGAAGCAUUAGAACAACAAAGAAGAAACAGACAAGACAAUGUGAGGUAGUGUUUGCCUACAGUCCCACGAAUGAAGAUGAACUGAAGCUGGUUGUUGGUGAGACUAUAGAUGUCAUUAGAGAGAUUGAAGAUGGAUGGUGGAUGGGACUGAAAAAUGGCAAAGUGGGGGCAUUUCCAUCAAACUUUGUCAAGGAAAUUUUUGUAUCUCUUAAAGACGGAAAGCACAAUGAGGUCAAGACAAGACCCAAACUCACUGAUGCUGUGUUCAAUAAGGAGAUAUCUCAGAGAGCAAGUGUGAGGAACAAAGCAAAGAAACCUGUGGAGUGUUGCAAAGUCAUGUUUGACUACAAGGCCAAAGCAGAGGAUGAGCUGGAACUGAAAAAAGGAGACGUUGUUGUGAUACUGAGCAAGGAAACAACAGAUGAAGGCUGGUGGGAGGGACAGCUAAACGGGCGCUGCGGCUUCUUUCCCGAUAACUUUGUCAUGGUGAUUCCACCGAUAGACGGCUUGCAAACAGGGACCAUAAGCCAACCACCUACACGCGCCAACAGCAAGAAGCUCUCAGUAAAUACAGAGGCCCCAGCAAUGGAGAAAGGCAGUCCAGCAACAGCAAAGGCAAAAGAUGAUAAACCAGAGCCUAAAGACCUAAGAACAAACCUUCCAACCAAAGUCAAACUUCCACCCAUCAUCAAACCCAGUCCACCUCCAGUCAAAGAUAAACCUAACAAGGUUUUACCAAAUAAACCCAACGGUGAUGUGGCUCCCGUUUCACUGAAACCACCGGAGGAGAAGGAGGCCGACCAGUUUGAUGGAUUGGAUCUACUGACUGAAAAGCUGAGUCAUCCAACAGCAAACAGAGCCAAACCUCCACAGAGGAGACCACCGACAGGACUGGCAAUAGCAGCACAAAGCGCCACGGACCAGACAGAUGCAGAACCAUCACCAAAGAAGCUCCAAACUGAGACAGAUGCUGAUUUGCAAAAGACCACAAAGCCUGAUCAUCGACCCAAGACACCACCCAAAGUACUCAUAGACAACAAAACUGUGACCUUUAAAGAGGAGCCAACUGUGGAAAGCCUGCAGGCUGAGAUCAAAGAGCUGAAAAUGGCUCUGGAGCUACUUGAGAAACGACAUGAGCGAGACAUGCAGGAAGUGAAAGAAGAACUGAAGGAGGAAAGAAACAAAAGACUGGCAUUGCAGGAGGAAGUGUGCAGUUUGAAGAUGAAAUAAUAAUCCUCCCACAGACUGUGACUGAGCUGCUUGUCUGACACUGUGCCAUGCAGGCCCUUGGACUGCAAAUUUCAGAAAAGGAAUUUUUUUUUUUCUGGCAGUGAGAAGGGGGGGAAAAAAAGCUUCCCGCAGAUGUGAUGGCUAAAGAGUAUAGCUGGACUUAAGAUCAAGCUACGCCUGUAAUGGUGCGAUAGUAUGAGAUCCUCCAUAAAAUGUUUAAAUAGCAUGCUGUUUGAUAUUGGAUUCCAGGUGCUCAGCUGAAUAUUCCUGGAAGCAAAUUACCGUUUUACAUUUUUCUUUUUUUCAACCGUCACCUUUAUUACUUUUAUUGUGGAUUAUAGGUGAGGCUAUUUUUAAAGUCAGGAAUUGUAAUAUAUGCAGCUGUACAUAAGAGGAAAUAUUAUUAAGUCUUUUACAAAAAGUUAAAAUACAAUUUACGCAAUCAUGAGGGUCUUUUUGUUUUUUUUUACCUGAAUGUCAAGUGAAAUACUACUGUCCAAAUCUUAGGCUGCCAUGCCGGUGAAUUUACGGAAUGUAAUGUAAUGCUGCAAAUAUCCACUAGGGGGCCCUGUUUGUCUAUUUUUCUGCACAAGGUGUUAGGUUUUCUGGAACUGACGGAAGUGGCCUGGCAAUAGUAACCUCACAUUGGAGAAGAAGAAAAAAAACAACUAUAUUUUUCAUUCAGAAUAGUAAUUGUGAUAACAUUUAAAAUUUAAACCAAUGGCUCAUGUUAAUGGAUAGUGCCUUAAGAGAAAAAAAGAAAUAAAACAGUGAUUAAAUGCA